Molecule: messenger RNA, 822 nt
Organism: Trichomonas vaginalis G3
Lineage: Eukaryota; Parabasalia; Trichomonadida; Trichomonadidae
Product: ubiquitin protein ligase protein
Exons: 1
Coding region: 1-822 (273 amino acids)
Source: RefSeq, a predicted model, not a curated record
AUGACUCUUAAAACAAUGGGAAUAGCAAUUAAUAAUCCUGUAGAAUGCAAUGAAUCGCUACCUAUACCAGGAAAAGAUAAAGAAAAUUAUCUAUUUAAAUUAGCUUAUGCGAGAGCAACAUUUACAGAUUCGAACUGGCAGGUUUCGGAGAAUAUCUGCAAAAUUAGAACCGAACACAAAGACAAAAUUCUUGAAAAAAUCGAAGCUAACGACGAUGAAAAUGUUAGCUUGGGUGCGAUGAUUGCAUUGGGUGCUGAAAUAUUUGAUUCAGAAGUUACAAGAUACAUCAAGAUCAAAGGAAAGACAGAGCUUGCAAAUAAUCAUGACGUGGAUGUUCAAAGGAAUUCUCAAGCUUGUUUCCAAAUUGAUCCUCCAAAGUUUAAUGUUACUGCCAAAUUAACAGCGAAAAUGAUUGAGUUUAUCGAUAAAGUUGAUCUUGAUAUCCAAGCAACACCUUCUCAAAAACCAGCUGACAAUUCACAAAAACCAUUGGAUACUCCACAAAAAAUUGCAGAAAAGGCAAUCAAAAAUUGCAUUAUUUUGUCAUUUUUAUCAAAAUUAUUUGAUGCUGUAUCUGACAAGAACAAAUUUGCUGAAAAAUUCCCGAAGAUGAAGGAAAUAUGCAAGAAGUUCAAAGAUACAAUAGUUCCAAAUUACACAAACUCCAAGUACUCUUACUUCAUCAGACAGCAGCUGAAAAGAGUUUGUGAAAAGAAUGGUAUUAAAGACAAAUUUAUUCCUUUGACACAUUGCGGUGAAUGCAAGGAUUCUAUGUUCAAUGUCCUUAUUAUCUUCCAGAAAUUAAUAGCGAAAUGGCAUUGA